AAGAGAACUGCAACAACAAAACACAGGCAUAGCUGGCAGGAAUGCAAAGUGACCACGGCUUUGGUUGAUGGACGGAUAAUGAAAGCAAGAUGGAGGUUGAACUGGGAGAACUGACCGAUGAGGAGACGGCGGCCAUCUUGGAUGUUUUGGCAAGAGACCGAGAGCUACAAGAGAGAGAGGAGAGGAGGGUAAGGGAGUUGGCCCGGAGAGAGAGUGACCCAGAGUGUCUACGUCGCCUAUCAGGGACAUGGUUUACUGAGGAGAGGGACCGACGACACCACAAGGGUGGAGUGGACGCUGUACGCGCCUCUAUCCGCCAGAAGAAACGUGUUAAAGAUGUUCCUGUUACCACUAUUUUUGAGGACCAGACGGACAUUGGGAGUAAAGUAAGAGCAGGAGAGGAGGAGGAGGCUGAAGAGGAAGAGGAGGAGGCUAGAGAAGAUGACGAGGAGGAAAAGCAAAGUAACGGCCCUGAAGCCCCAGUGCGUGCGUCUACCCCUGUGCCUGCACCCCGGCCCAGGGCCAGGACGCCACGCUCAAAGAAGAACGAUGAAGGAGAAACUGAAAGUUCUUCAGGAAGUCAAGCUGUGGUUGAUGCAGAAGGUGAUGUGUCCUCCUCAGUGAGAGGGCCGGAUGAGAAGGUGGAGAAGGUGGAGGUGGCUAAGGAGGUGGAGGAGGCAGAGGAGGCUGAACAAGCAGACAAGGCUCCCAGUGAGACACACUCAUCAUCACUGCAGGAAACAGAUGCAUUCAGCAUUCUGGAACUUGAGCCAAUCAAAAUUGGAUCCACCAGCAGUUUGCAGUACAACACAAUGUGGAAUGGCAGUGUGACGAGUCUGAAGAGCGUGGGGGACAUGGCGGAUGUGGUGGUGAGCGGCCAGAUCCAGUUCUCAAUACAGUACCACCACCACCGGGGGGAGCUCACCGUCUACGUCUACCGCUGCCAGGACCUCGCGCAGGCACGCAGGAACCGCACACCUAACCCGUAUGUGAAGGUCUAUCUCCUGCCCGAUGUGUCUGCCCAGAGUAAGAGGAAGACAUCGGUGAAGAAGAAGGCGGUCAACCCCAUCUACAACGAGAUGUUCACAUAUAAAGUGGCUGACAUUCGGGGCCGCGUGCUGUCCCUGUCCGUGUGGCAUGCUGACCCGCUAAGGACCAACGUGUUCCUGGGGGCAGCGGAGGCACAGCUGGGACACUGGGACUGGGACAAGACCGAGCCCACCUGGCACUCCCUGCAGCCCAGGUUUCUUAUGGAUCCUGCCAUGGGAACAACCACAGGAACAAUUCUGUUGUCACUGAAGUUCAUACCAGCUGGUUCUGAAGGGUCCGGCCUUCCACCAACUGGAGAGCUGCACAUCUGGCUCAGGGAGGCUGUAGUCGUCACCUCUAAACACAGAGUUCCCAGCACAUUCAUUAAAAGUUGUGUGUUGCCAGAUGAGGGCCAGGCCAGUGGCCAGAGGACCCGUGUGGUCAAGCGCUCGGCCUCUCCUCUCUUCAACCACACCAUGGUGUACGACGGCAUCCACCCCUCCGACCUAGAGGAGAUCUGCGUGGAGAUGACAGUGUGGGACAAACACACGCUCACCACACACUGUUUAGGAGGAGUGAGGUUUAGCACAGGCUCAGGGGUGAGCUAUGACCAGGCGGUGUCGUGGAUGGACUCGUCUGAAGAGGAGCAGAAGGUGUGGAGGACCGUCAUGAGCCACCACAACCGCUGGGUGGAGGCAGCCCUGCCCCUCAGGACUGACCUGCAGCCCAGCGUCUGAUCCUGCGGGCUGUUCACCCUGAUGCUGCGUAUAUGCAGAGGCGAUUCUUGUGUCAGUGGGGGGAAUGAACAUUUGAAGCAAAUUGGCGUGAUUAUAGUUUAAAGUUUAGCUGUUUUUCACCAUCUAGUGGCUUGGGGGCCCCAAGCGGCUGCCUGCCUUGCCGGGUGACAAAAUGCGCCGCUGCUGCAUUGACCUAGGCACCUGAACCUGGCUCUUAAAGGAGAAUUCAGCCAAUUUCAACAUGCAGUUCUAUUGCUCACUCUACACUUAACUUGUCAGUACAUUGCGGCGAAUCAUUUUUUGUUCAGCACUUUCUAAGAUAAUGGCCAGCUAAUGACAUGU
This is a messenger RNA of Engraulis encrasicolus (European anchovy), 2108 nucleotides long. It is a transcript of the gene sytl1, whose product is annotated as synaptotagmin-like 1. Gene Ontology annotation, cellular component: plasma membrane; exocytic vesicle. NCBI's taxonomy places the organism in Eukaryota, Metazoa, Chordata, Actinopteri, Clupeiformes, Engraulidae. The coding region runs from base 90 to 1766 and encodes 558 amino acids. The record is from RefSeq and is a predicted model, not a curated record. The transcript has 15 exons. Gene Ontology annotation, biological process: intracellular protein transport; exocytosis. Gene Ontology annotation, molecular function: neurexin family protein binding; small GTPase binding.